UUGCUUCCAUUACCAAGCCAUUCCUUGAAUCUCUAUUCAGAGAACAGGAUUUCAACACUCAGACCGGGGCUGCUCUGUGUUUGGUUUCUAUAAUCGAAGGAUCACAAAAUCCGGAUUCCGGUAGCUUGAAACGCCUGUUGCCGAGGUUCGAGAAGUUGGCAAAAUGCGAGAGUUUCAGGGCAAAAGCUGCAUUGUUGACGCUGAUGGGGAGCGUGGUGGAACUUAAUGGAGUGUUGAGUAGUAGUGGAAAGAACCUGAUUAAGAAUUUAGUGAUGUGUUUUGUGGAGUUCGUAAGUAGUGAGGACUGGGCCGCUAGGAAGGCUGCUGCAGAGGCAUUGAUAAAGAUCGCUGGGGCGGAGAAAUAUGCUUUGUCUGAAUACAAAAGUUCGUGUUUGAAGACUUUCGAGGCGAAGAGAUUUGACAAGGUGAAGGCAGUGAGAGAGACAAUGAAUCAGAUGAUAGAUGCUUGGAAGGAGAUUCCUGAUCUAUCAGAUGAGGUCUUACCACCUGCAGAGUCGCAGCUGUCGUCUAAAGGUAUACGGCUUAAUUAUGUUCUUUCAUGACUCAUGUGUAAUCGAUCUGAUUAUUCUCUUGCUAGUUGAUCGUUUCAGAUUUGAGUAAUCAAAUUCAUGAUCUGACUUUUUUC
Olea europaea var. sylvestris is the source of this 646-nucleotide messenger RNA. RefSeq names its product TORTIFOLIA1-like protein 3. Gene Ontology annotation, molecular function: microtubule binding. The record is from RefSeq and is a predicted model, not a curated record. Gene Ontology annotation, cellular component: microtubule. Bases 204 to 563 code for a protein of 119 amino acids. The transcript has 2 exons. NCBI's taxonomy places the organism in Eukaryota, Viridiplantae, Streptophyta, Magnoliopsida, Lamiales, Oleaceae.